This is a messenger RNA of Oxyura jamaicensis (ruddy duck), 3206 nucleotides long. RefSeq names its product SPT3 homolog, SAGA and STAGA complex component (gene SUPT3H). The record is from RefSeq and is a predicted model, not a curated record. Gene Ontology annotation, molecular function: protein heterodimerization activity; transcription coactivator activity. Bases 339 to 1481 code for a protein of 380 amino acids. Lineage: Eukaryota; Metazoa; Chordata; Aves; Anseriformes; Anatidae. Gene Ontology annotation, biological process: transcription by RNA polymerase II. The transcript is spliced from 12 exons.
CAUUUUCCCCCCCUGGCAGCUCUGCGCCGGAGAGCGGCUGCUGCUGCUGCUUGGGGGGGGGGUGUGUGUGGGGGAAGAGAUAUUAGCCCCUCUUUUCGCCCCUCUCUUUUCUUUCCUCGGUUCACGCAGUGCCUAGAGGGGAAGGGACGAGGUUCAGUUCCUGCCCCUUGCUUUCCAGUUUCGGACAGCAGCACACGGGGGGGGGGGGGGGGGGGGGGACGGGGCACCACCAAGCCAGGCUGCUCCUACCUUCCUUCCUUCCCCCCCCGCACACCUCAGCCUCCUCCUCCUUCAUCCAACCAUCCAUCCAUCCAUCCAUCCCCGGGGUGAGCCUUUGAAUGAGCAGCACGGUGGCUAGCCCGAUGUCAACGGUCGCCUCUUCAAGCACUGGAAGAGGGACAGGAAAAUCGACAAGCUUUACGCCUGAAUUGCAAAGUAUGAUGUUUUCCUUAGGAGAUGCUCGCAGGCCGCUCCACGAGUCUGCAAUAUUGGUGGAAGAUAUCGUCCACACUCAGCUGAUAAAUCUGUUACAGCAAGCAGCCGAAGUUUCUCAGCUGAGAGGAGCUCGAGUCAUCUCUGCUGAAGAUCUCCUCUUCCUAAUGCGCAAAGAUAAGAAAAAGCUUAGAAGGCUACUGAAGUACAUGUUUUUUCGAGACUACAAAUCUAAACUUGUCAAAGGCAUAGAAGAAGAUGACAUCAUUGAAGACAAAUUCAACAGCAACAACACAAACAAACGGCAGAAGCUUGCUCAAGACUUUCUCAACUCCAUUGACCAGACAGGAGAGCUCUUAGCCAUGUUUGAAGAUGAUGAGAUUGAUGAUGUUAAGCAAGAGCGGAUGGAGAGAGCAGAAAGACAAACACGAAUGAUGGACUCAGUCCAGUAUGCAGAAUUUUGUGAAAGUCGGCAAUUGAGUUUUUCAAAGAAAGCAUCCAAGUUUCGUGACUGGUUGGAUUGUAGCAGUAUGGAAAUAAAGCCAAAUGCAGUUGCAAUGGAGAUUUUGGCAUAUUUAGCAUAUGAGACUGUGGCACAGUUGGUGGACAUGGCCCUUCUGGUUAAACAGGACAUGGCUCCUAAGGCUGGUGACCCAUUCAGUCAUGCCAUAUCUGCCACCUUCAUACAAUAUCACAACUCAGCUGAGCCACAUCUCUUAGGGCAGGCUACAAGUGUGAAGACCAGUCUUGACUCUCCUGAAAAUACACCACCCCCUACGCCUACCCCCCCAGCUCCAGCAGGACAGCAACAUCUUGGGAAAACACCAUCAGGAGCCCUGGGGAAUGGAGGAAUAGGACAGGACUCUGCCAAAUCCAAACAAAGGAAAAGAAAAAAGAGCACUGCAGCCUGUGGUAUAGAGGCUCAAAGCGAUGCCAUCCAGCCCAGCCACAUCAGAGAGGCCAUUCGACGCUAUGGCCACAAGAUUGGCCCCCUUUCCCCAUUCACAAGUGCCUACCGCAGAAAUGGGAUGACUUUUCUCGCCUGCUAAUAUGGAUGUGGCUGCAGCAACAGGAAAGACAGUGUUAUAUUAAGGUGAUUUUCUUUUCCCCUCCAUGGAAGGAAAAAAAUACAAGCUCCAAUGUAUCCGUGUACCAGUGAGUGGGCUGGUUUGUUGUGACUAUCUGCUGGCCGACUCUGUCUCUUUUUCCAGCCCCCUCAAUCGUUAUUCUUGUUUACUAGCUGGAACAUUUAGCUAAUUAAUGGCAGGAUGUUUGGGAUAGCGUGUAGGUGGACAAGAAUACGGAUCACACAAGUUUGAAGUUUGCAGGGGACUUGCUGCUGUCAGCCCCUUUCAAAAAUGCGCUGACAUUUUUAUUUAAUUGUUUGGAAGUCUGUGUUUUAGUAGAGAUGUUGUUUUGUGAAGCAGGAUGGGGCAGAAGGAGGCCAAAGAUGUUCUAGGUUAUGUAGGUUUUCCUCGUCAUUUUUACAAAAAGAAAAAAAUGUACUGUUUUUCUCUGAUUUCCCUCGAGUUGUUUUUAGAUAGCAUUCAGACAGUAUAACCCAGUUUAAUCCAGUAAGGGGAUUUUUAAUAAGAGUGAUACCAAACUCAAGUCCAUAUGUUUUCAGAGAAAAGUUCAUGUGGCUUACACUUUUUUGGUUAAAGACUUACUUUUUUACAUACCCCAACACAGUGAAGUUGUCAGCCCCAAAUCCUCAAUAUUGCCAUCUCUCUCCCUAUUGCAUUCCUCCCCGAAGGUCCAAGCUGUUGCUCUCUGAAGUCAAGAGAAGUCUCUGCAGCAAUUUGGCACAGAAUCUGGCCCCUAUUCAGAAAACGUAUCCUUGAGUAUACAGGAUACAGUCUGAGCAGCCAUGUCCCUCUCAGUGAUCCUGGAAAAAGGCUUAAUGUUACGUGCUGCCCAGGCGCUGGCUGCAGGAGGCAGAUGUUGUCUCUGUUGCUGACAAAGGCAGCGUUAAUGUUGUAUUCAGCUAAAGACAAAAUGGGCUUUUGCUGCCUUUUUAUAGUUUAGUUCACUUUGUUUGUUUUCAGAUUUGUUUUUUAAAUCUCAGGCCCUCCUUCGAUGGUUCUUUCCGUCCCCUGCUCCUCCAGCCUGUGCUGUCCUCACAAACGUAUUCAUUUCUUCCCAUAAAAUCUGUACAAAUAUAGAGCUAACCACGAUGAUGCUGAACCAGAGAAAAGGGCUUAUGCUUCAGCCCAUCACCAGGGUCUGCAGGCAUGUACUGCCUGUGUCCCUGGGGCAGCCCAUGGGUCUGCUUUAGCCACUCAUAGCGCAGGCUUGAAAUCUAACUUAAACCUCAAAUUAAGACAGAGCACUCAAGGGAUCAAGAGGAGAUCAGCAAAAUAUUACUUUUAUGUAGUGCAGCCGUCCUCCUCCUUUGUGCUGAGUAUGUGAGGUCUUAACUUUUACUCCCACUGCAUGGUAUUGUGGUCAUUUGUAAGUGGUUUUCUUGCCCUGCUUUCCUGGACCUGCUUGCGAAAGCUUUAGAAGUAUCUAUAUUUUAAAUAAACAGAAAAAUGUGUCUUCUCUUUGCAACCAAAAUAUCCUAAAUGUGAACUUUGUACAUCAAAUGUUACUGCCAUUUGUGAAUUGCUUUUUUUCUUUUACCUGCUCACACUUCUGUUUUCUGGAAUUAAUCUGUGUGCAAAGGACUAAAAGUAAUGUGUACACUGCCAUAUAUUAAAUGGGGGGGGAGCUUUCUGAUGUUCCAUCUGUGCUUGUUGAAAUAUAUGAUUAAACUUUUCUUUUUAUCAUCA